Messenger RNA from Frieseomelitta varia, 676 nucleotides. RefSeq names its product probable DNA replication complex GINS protein PSF2 (gene Psf2). Bases 77 to 637 code for a protein of 186 amino acids. The transcript is spliced from 4 exons. Gene Ontology annotation, biological process: DNA replication; double-strand break repair via break-induced replication. The record is from RefSeq and is a predicted model, not a curated record. Gene Ontology annotation, cellular component: GINS complex; nucleus. Lineage: Eukaryota; Metazoa; Arthropoda; Insecta; Hymenoptera; Apidae.
AUUCUCAACGUUGCAUUGUGUACGAUUGUUGGUCUUGUUUGGAAAAUGUUUUUACCGUAAAAUCAGAUGCUAAACAAUGGAUCCAUGUGAAGUCGAAUUUCUCAGUGAGAAAGAGCUAGUCAGUAUUGUACCGAAUUUUAGUUUCGACACGAUCCAUUUAAUCUCAGGAUCAGUCGGCCCUUUUCGAGCUGGUUUACCUGUCAAAGUUCCGAUAUGGUUGGCAGUGAACCUGAAACAGCAACAAAAGUGUCGAAUUAUUAAUCAAGAUUGGAUGGACGCUGAUUCUUUGAACGAGGCAAAGGAAGAAGAAAAAUUAUCUAAAUUAUUUACAAAAAUGCCCAGUAACCAUUACAUGGAGGAAGCACAGCUUUUACUGAAUGUUGCAAGCGAUGAUAUAUCUGAUGCCGACAGAAUAAAGACGGCUAUAAAGGAUAUAUGGGACAUAAGAAUGUCAAAGCUUCGUACAUCAAUUGAUGCCUUUCUUAAAAGUGAAGGUUUACAUGCAAAAUUAGACCAUUUAACUGCCAUGGAAAUCAAUAGCGUUCGUCCACUAUUGCCACAUGCUCUGGAUCAAAUGCUGAGGAUUCAAACUGGUGGAAGAGCAACACAAUCUCAUUAUUCAGGAACAUCGCAAUAAGUUGAUCAUUGAUAAUUUUUAGUUUGUAAAUAUAAUUUA